Pundamilia nyererei is the source of this 4169-nucleotide messenger RNA. RefSeq names its product protein Dok-7. NCBI's taxonomy places the organism in Eukaryota, Metazoa, Chordata, Actinopteri, Cichliformes, Cichlidae. The record is from RefSeq and is a predicted model, not a curated record. Gene Ontology annotation, biological process: positive regulation of protein tyrosine kinase activity; neuromuscular junction development. The transcript has 13 exons. Gene Ontology annotation, molecular function: protein kinase binding. The coding region runs from base 296 to 2956 and encodes 886 amino acids.
AUAUGUCUAGUUUGAUGUAUUAACGUGCUCGGUUUUACUGUUAGAGUGGCGUGUGGCAUGUUAAACACGCGGGAGCGUCUCACUGUACCAGCCCAGGUGGCAGCAGCAGCAUGGCCGGCAGACGGACACACAGGCAGGCAGACAGACAGACAGACAGACACUGGUCAUGCCAUUUUCCAUGUGCCUUCCUUGCUGGGGGGCGAGUUUGCGCCCCGCUAGAGGAGAGCGCAGCUAUUUUGAAAGUGACCCCUCAUUCAGGCAGCGACUCUGCAGCUGUCAGGAACCAUGACUGAAGAUGACGGAUUCUGUUGUCGUGGAGGGAUACGCCAGACUCAGAGACGGGAAAAAGUGGAAAACUAGGUGGCUCGUGCUCCGCAAACCGUCGCCUGUAGCAGACUGCCUCGUGUUGCUGGUUUUUAAAGACAAAUCAGAGAAAGUUCACGGCAACAAGGAGAGGGCGAGCAUCACCUUGGAGGAGAUCUGCGGCUUGGAAGCUGGACAGUGGUAUGAGGGUGUGGCUUUUACUCUGACCAUCCUCUGCCUGAAUCAGGCUGUUUUGCUGGGCUUUGACAGCAGGGAGGCCCUGCAGGCAUGGGACGCCCGCCUGCGAUAUAGCCUAGGAGAAGUUCACAGAUUCAGUGUUGGAGUCUUACCAGGGACCAAGUUGGAGAGCGGGCCUGCAACUCUCCAUUUGUGCAACAAUUUGUUGGCUCUUGCUCGGGAUGUCCCUCCUGUUAUUAUUGGCCACUGGAACCUUCCAGACCUGCGUAGAUAUGGACCUGUACCAAAUGGAUUCGUGUUUGAAGGAGGAACAAGAUGUGGCUACUGGGCUGGUGUUUUUCUGCUCGCAUCUGCUGAGAGCGAGCAGAUCAGCUUUCUAUUCGACUGCAUCGUCAGAGGCAUCUCCCCCACCCGAGGCCCUUUUGGACUGCGGCCCAUUUUGCCAGAUCCUAGUGGCAGCCAGACCACUUCAGAGGAAAAGCUGAACCUCGAGGCCCAGGAGCUAGAGAAACGACUGAGCAUGCUCUCUCAUGGGAGUGGCACAGUCUCUUUGACUUACUGCCCGUCUGCUGGGGGCGACGACCGCAGCAUUUCCGGUUCUUCUGACACUUCAGACACCAGCCACUCAGACUGCAGCAUUGGCAGCCGGCUGGGAAUUUGGACUGAACCGGCUUCCAACCCACCUGAAAACGUCAGCCACACGGGCGCUAAAGUGCCACUGCAGAUCAGCGAGAAGCUUUCCGCCAACCAGGGAGGUGGACACCGGCCUGCGGCUAAGCCGCCCCGGCAACUUCAGGAAAUCGGUCGUCAGAGCUCAUCAGACAGUGGCAUCGCCACUGGCAGCCAUUCCUCGUACACUGGCAGUUUCUCCUCCUACACAGGCAGUCUGGAUAUGACCCCCGGAGAGGACUUUGGUUCUUUUUUAAGCUUGCCUCCACAUUUGGCUCAAGAUCUCAGCCCUUGCACUUGCCCUGCUGUUCCUGGACGUGACUACCAGGUGCCAACUUCACUUAGGUAUGUCUAUGACACUCCCAGGAGUGUUUUACAGGAAGCAGGUGGAGGUGCCAAAGACAAUGAAGCCUCCGCCUCAACUAAAGACCCUCCAGCCCUUUUAGGGUUCACAGCAGAGGCAGCAAAACAGGACAAGAGCAGUGCCACAACCCCUGAGGCUCACUCAGAAAAUCCUAAUAGUCAGUCAGUCAGUGAACUCUUUCAGGGCCUUUCAAUGACGAAUAAGAAAACCAAGGUGGCACCCUCUAGUGACUCUUGUAAUACCUGCACCUCCUUCACUUCUGUCUCCAAAACUAUCGUGACCAUCUGCUCUGUAUGCGGUGGAGUUAAGGGGACUCCAUACAGCCCUUGUAGUUCUUCAGUGAUACCUGCCACACCAGAUCAAAGUGGUGACAAAUCACCAUGCAGACCCAGUACCAGUGAACACACUGGUGCGGAGAUGAAAAUUCAGGAGACCUCUCCUGGCUCUGAAAUCAUCCACAGUGCGGAGAUGCCAACUGUGAAGAUGAGUGAGGAGUCACUGCUGCCAAAAAAAGGAAGAGAGAAAUUAGCCUGUCUUUUAGCUGAUCUGCUCGGCUUUCCAGGCACAGAUAGCCAGCCAGAGGCAAAGACACACAGAUUGAACCUGUAUGAGUCAAUGAGCCCUGCUUUUGGUAAUGAGCUUAAUUUGGCACCAGCAGUACCAUUACAAGACUCACAGCAAGACAAAAGAGCUGUCAUUUAUGAAAACUGUUUGAAGUGUCAAGGAGAGCGCUGCCAGCCUCCACCACGGGCCGUGCCCGCUCAAAAGUGGCGCAACAGGAACAUUUCCCCUUUAAAAAGCUUUCCGACUUGGCUGCACCUGAAGAAAGGCCAAGAACAUCCAGCUAAUGAGGAGCUACUGUACCAAGCCCUAAACGAUUCAUCACAGAGCGCGGAUGGGCAGUGUUGGUAUGAAGAGAUAAAUGGAUCGACAGUGACCAGUGAAGACAAAAGGCUUAGUAGUAAAGAGGAAAGACGCAGAGCCGAUCCUGCUUAUGAGAUCAUGGAGAGUCGGAUGCUGGAGAGGAACCCAGAGACACAGGAAAAACACAAGUAUGAACUAAUGGGCAGCUACGGCCAGCAGAGGUUCCUUCAAGAGACUGAAGGGGCCGUGUUUGUGUUCCCCCCAGAGGCUCCGCUUGCUGAAAGACCUCGCGGUGAAGGUGUGACGUAUGUGAAUAUUCCUGUUAGCCCCACGUCCAAGAAGCAGCUCAACUACAUGGAGCUGGAGCUGCAGGAUCCUGUGCAUGGCACUAAAGCGGCUGCCGCACAUCUGCCAGCUCAGAGAAAGAGCUCCACCAAGUACGCCCAGAUUGACAUCACUGCCACAGAGAUGGCCCACAAAGUCGGCACGUUGCACGCUCUGGGUCGGCAGGAGGGCCUGCACACUCUGGAGCUGAGAAGAAAGGGGACGCCACAUUGAAUUUUCCUUCACUCAAACAUUGAUCUCAGCAGGAUUUUUUUUCACAACAGCAGAACUACAACAUCAGACUAUAACGUUAGCAAGAAACGUGGCUCUGAGGGCCUUCCUGUGGGAUUCCUUCUCUAUUCUGUUCCAUCUUUUGAAUACAGAUAUCUUUGAAAGCAACCUCAGCCAGUUUACAAAACCCAGAAUCCCAGAAAAAUGUAUUCCGUCCAAUGUCUACUUUGUUAGAUCGAGACUGUAGUCACAAAGGAGCUGGAAUAUGGAGCUGGCUUUAGAAAGGUUUGGCUCUUAGUCAUGAGAUUUCACAACGUUUUUUUGUGAACAACAUCUCGUUAAAUGGCAUUACGCUGCUCCUCGAGCUCCAGGCUCUCUAGAAGUUGGAUGAGCAAACCCUGGGCUGAGUCAGGGGCCUCACUAAUACCCCAGAGCAAAGGCACUUCACAGCUCACUCAAGCCAUCACUAAUUGUGUGCUGUUUUUGUCCUUGUGUGGGUAAAAAAAAGAAAGGUAGGGUGUUGGCAGGAAAGGAAGUGGAAACAGUGUUUGUUCUCACAAGGAGUUCACACACAUUUAUUCCUCAGUGAUCUGUAAUUCCAUAUGUAGUUGCACAUAACUCUUUCUGUGUUUCAAAUUUAGGAAAGCUUACCAGCUGGUCUUACUCAGAGUGAUGCAAAAUUCAGAGUAGCUUGAUGCGUAAAAAAAAAAAAAAAGAUUUGUUGUGUAAAAGUAGCACAAGUACUGUAUUUUCUGGACUAUAGAGCGCACCUGUAUAUAAGCCGCAGAUAUCUAUGUUGAAAAAUUAGAUAUUUACUGCAUGUACAGAACGAUUUUGUACUGUAAAUGUACAUGUAUGUACCUGAACAGAUUCUUUCAGUGCCUUUUAACGGCAGCAACUUAGCUGAUUAAAACGGAACAGAAACAAAAGAAAAUAACCAGUAUUAGGAUCCACUGACAGACAUCAGAAAAGGAUGCUUCUCACCACUUGUCAUCCAAGUCUCCCACUCAACCCGGAGUGCAGCUUUAAAUGCCCGAUUCACACUGAUGUCAAGUGGCUGCAAAUACUUUGUUGUACCUCCAGGUUUAGGGCCCGGAUGGCUUGGCGAUAGAAGCUCCUCUUGAGUCUCUCUGUCCUUGCCCAGAUGAUGCAGAACCUUCUACCGGAUUUCAGAAGUAGGAACAGUUUGUUGCCAGGAUGGGACGGGUCCUUCAGU